Hippocampus comes (tiger tail seahorse) is the source of this 1507-nucleotide messenger RNA. Its product is annotated as proline-rich transmembrane protein 1-like. NCBI's taxonomy places the organism in Eukaryota, Metazoa, Chordata, Actinopteri, Syngnathiformes, Syngnathidae. Gene Ontology annotation, cellular component: membrane. The record is from RefSeq and is a predicted model, not a curated record. The transcript has 4 exons. The coding region runs from base 179 to 703 and encodes 174 amino acids.
GAGAAAGACGACCCCACUGCUCCCCUUCGUUUUGUCAAAUCUCCAAACACCACAAGGUCAAACUGGUUAACUUGGGAGGUGUUGCCAAAAUUACAAAAAAUAUAUUAAAAGGAUAGUGUCCUCGUUAUAGACGUUUCGUGCUCAUUUUCCUUGCUCUCCAUUAAGAAAGCAGACUGUUAUGGACCCUAACGCCCCUCCCAAUGAGAAGUCUUCCAUGGGCCAGAUGUCCCCUCCGCCCUACCAGGACAAUCCGUACCCGGGAUACCCUCAACCUGGGCCAGGGUACCCCCAGCCUGGACCCGGUGGUUACCCUCCUCAUCCGCAGGGGUCUGCAUAUCCGCCAAAUUAUGGCGGUGCUCCGUACGGACAGCAGCAGUACACGGCAGGUCAACAGUACCCACCUCAGCAAACCACGGUCACCGUCCAGCCCGCGGUGUACGUGACGCGAGGUCCGCUGGAGAACCCCUACAAUGACUACCUGGGCUACUCCAUCUUCACCAUGCUGUGCUGCUGCCUGCCUCUUGGAAUCGCCGCCCUCAUCUAUUCAAUUAAUACCCGGGAAUCAAACCACAAUGGGGAUCAGCUGAAGGCCGAGCGGUGCAGCCGGACUACCAGAACCCUGAACCAUGUGGCCCUGGGACUCGGCAUCGGGGCUUACCUCAUCCUGGUUGUCUAUUUUGUGGUUCUAUUGAGCGUGGUGUAAAUGGUUAACUUGUUUCGUUAAUGUCUCAUAUCCUGAUCCCCAUUUUCUAACCAAAUCACAUUACUGUGGUCGUUAUGUUGAAGUCACUUGAUUGUCUGUUUGUUAAAGGAAAAAUGUACGGCAUAUUACUUCUGUCGGACAAUUUGAUCUGGUGUGCUUUGUUUAUUAUCCAAAUAUUUCGAUGGAACAUCAGCUCCUUUCCGACCAGCUUCACUGGCAUUUUAGUCUAUGUGUAAAAACACCAGAUUUUUAUUUCAAGCUAGUUUUACAGGUGUCAACAGAGCAGGCACUUUCAAAAUAAACAUUGAAGGCAAUAGAUUGGACAUGCAGGACUGUCUUUUCAAUCCAUCACGGGCCAGAGGGAAAUAAAACCUUUUUCAUGAACAUGUGCUGUUCUUCCUCUUCUUUUCGAGGAGAAAAAUGCUUCCCCUGUCCCUCAAGAGACACCGUUCCUCAUAUCGUCAGUAGCUGCCAUUGUUUUGGGCUAAGCUAUGGUACCAUCAUCCCCUCAGGUUCUGGAGUCCAAAUAAGCUUGGCUAUGACACAGCACAAGGAAGAACUCACGACAUGCUUUUGGGUGGAAUUUGGAUUUCCCCUUGAGAGAUGUUAAAGAAGAUGAAAAAAAAUCUGUUUCUUGAAAUCCAUUGCAUAGUUUUGUUUCUGCAGGCUGGUAUCGGUGGGUGUUAAAAAGGGAUUGCAAGUGGUCUUUGCUUGUAAAAUUAAUGUGUCUGUCUAAAAUGACUUCCUCUUCGUUUCUAAAGAUUUAGGACUUGUAGUAACUCCGGCUUUGUAUUUUGACUUUGA